AAGAAACUGUAAAUAAUGUCACAUCCUACAAAUAAUGUUUAUCACCAUCCUGAGACUGAACGAAAUGAGUCUUUCAAAGAUCAAGAUAAAUUUUCUUCGGAAGGGAUCAAGCAAUUUCCUAACGGAAACAACACACCUCCGGUCAACUAUCCACCGAGACCACCCCUACAAAGGAUCGAUAGCAGGAGUUCUUUCCCUAUACGACCAGGAUUUCCAAAUCCACAGGGUGUUCCCAUAAGACCACCAGGUCAACAGAUAAGGCCACCUCCACCAGGAACAGUUUUCAGACCUCCACAGAUACCAAACAGGCCUCCCUUCCAACAAGGAUUCCCAAAUAAUCAGUUGAACCAAAAUAUAAGACCUGGAGGACCCAAUAUAAGACCUCCUGGUGUCCCUUUUCCUCCUGGUUCAUUUCCAAGAGGGAUACCGCCUGGGGUACGUCAUCCUGGAAUGAUUCAUCAAAGAUCUGAACCAAAUCCAGAGCAGCAAAAAUUUGAGCAAUUCUCAAGAAGCCAAACCCUGGAUUCCACAGAUAUCAAUAGUUCACCUCCUGGACAUGCAAAUAUGGAUAAUAACGAACCACCCCCUGUAAAUUUGGAGAAGUAUGCUCCUAUUAAAUCCACAUCUAGUUCUUUGAACUCUUCUACUACGAAUCUCAAUGAAGAACCAGUGAGAACCCUAAGUAGGAAUAGUAGUAUAGACGACAGAAAAUUUACAAAUUCUCAGGAAAGUUUAGAACGAAAAUCAGAACAUGAAUAUCCUUCUAGACCAGAAUCAAGAUCUAGUUCUAGAAUGGGCCAGAUUUUAGAGAACAAUGACUCUAAAAAUAUCAACGAGACUCCUGAUAGUAUCUUGACACAGAGACCUGAAUCCAGAUCAUCAGUGAGUUCUAAAUCUUCGAAUCCUCGUACAAAUUCGGCAAAAGAGAACAUAAAAGAAGAGAAAAGCAUUGAACAAUCUGUAAACAAAACAAGCAUAUCAAGAGAAAUAAAACCUUCUGAGACACCUAUCAGUUUAUCUACCACUGCAGUGAAGAUGGAAACAGAAAAAAAUAUAGAACAGAGCAAAGAUUCACUUCAACUUAAGAAUUUAACUAAAACAAAAUCUUCUAUAAAAAUAGAAGGGGAUAACGACAGCGGUGUUGACGAAUCUACACAAGGCAAUGAUCGUUCAAGCAACGGUGAUGCCUCACCGAGAAAAUCUGCUUCGAAAGCACCGAAGAGGAUAUCUUCGGCCACACCCUCGAAGGCUAGAUCACUGUCCAGAGAUUCUAAAUCGCCAAGUUUAAAAAGUCCUGAUUCCAAUGCAACUACUCCAGGAACGACUGAAAGAAAAAAACUUCCAAUGAAUAAAGUUCAAGUUGGUUCUGCUCCUUCGCCAAACCUGAAGGAAGUUCGAUCCAAAAUAGGAUCUCUGCAAAAUGCAACACAUAAACCUGGAGGUGGCAAUGUUAAGAUUGAAACAAAAAAAAUUGAACUGAAAAAUGUGACGCCGAGAAUUGAAGCGAAGAAUGAUAAAUAUAUUCCCAAAGGUGGGGAGAAAAAGAUCAUAUCACAAAAACUUCAAUGGAAUGCUAAACCGAAAGUUGGUUCAUUGGACAACGCCACCCACAAACCUGUUUCAAGUGGAAAGAAAAUUGAAACAAUAAAAUUGGAUUUCAAAGAGAAAGCGAAACCAAAAGUAGGAUCAAAGGAUAAUAUGAAACAUACUCCAGGAGGAGGAGAUAUAAAGAUAGAAACCAAAAAACUAGAUUUCAACGUACAGAGUAAGGUGGGGUCACUGGAUAAUGUAAAACAUAAACCAAAAGGUGGCGAUAAAAAAAUAUUCGAUGAUAAAGAAUAUUUAAAGCAAAUGUCCGGCAUAUCAAGUGAAAAUCAUUCCCUUUCAGGAUCUCAGGCUGAUGAAUACUUGUACAAAUUCUAUUGAUUCAUUCUAGUAAAGCGCUGAGAAUUCUCUACCUUCCCAACCUGGUGCAACUAGUGGUGCAGAUGAAAACUUGAAUCAACAUCAUCAGUAAUAAAAAAAUAUAAAUGUCCAAAGAUUACUAGUUUACUCAUUCACUUGAAUGAAGCAUAAACUUUAUAGAUAUCUAAAAAGAGAAAGUAAUAUCACAGGAUCACUUUAUCACCAUGUAACAUUCUUUUCUCUGAAGAAUUUCACAUACAUAAAUUAUAAUUUCCAUUAAUAAUUUUUUUUUAAUAACUAUUGAUUAUAAUUCUCAACAACUGAAAAAUAAUGCAACUGCAAUAGUUAUCUAUACUUUUUUUAUCUGAAUUUCACUUCGAUUUGACAUUCAUAUUAGCAAUGAUUUUAUGUAAAUUUAGAAAUGAAUACACUUUCUACUUUGACAAAUUUUCAAAGAGAUAAAGAUUAGGUUCCAAUCAGUUAUCCACAAAAUAUCAUUUCUCAUUUUUAACUUGAGAAUAUGUAGUUUGGUGUUGUGAUAUAUUUGCUAGAUUGCCAAACUUAUAUUUUUUUUAUGAUAUCUCCUAUUCAAAAAUAAAAUGAAAUUUAUAUUUCCAGAGUAUACAAUAUCACACUUUUAAAACCACACUCAUAAUUUCAAGAAUCUUCAAUCAAAACACAGUAUUUUAUUUUGCAUAACUUAGAUAGUUGUAAGUUCAGUCAUUGUAACAUUAAAAAUUAAGUACUGAAAUAUUAAAAUAUUG
Messenger RNA from Harmonia axyridis, 2669 nucleotides. Its product is annotated as translation initiation factor IF-2-like. Gene Ontology annotation, molecular function: microtubule binding. The coding region runs from base 16 to 1926 and encodes 636 amino acids. Gene Ontology annotation, cellular component: neuron projection. Gene Ontology annotation, biological process: neuron projection development; microtubule cytoskeleton organization. The transcript has 9 exons. Lineage: Eukaryota; Metazoa; Arthropoda; Insecta; Coleoptera; Coccinellidae. The record is from RefSeq and is a predicted model, not a curated record.